AUGGAAUCUUUACCAUUUCCAUACCAUCUAUUGGCCGGUGCCUGUGCAGGGAUCUCCGAGAUAUGUAUCAUGUACCCUUUAGAUUUUGUAAAGACGCAAAUGCAGAUUAAGACAGCUAUGAAAAGUGUAAAUUUGAAAGGAUGUAGGUUAGAUGAAACUAUGAUUCAAACGUUUACCAGGAUUGUUCAACAGGAAGGAGUAUCGAGAUUGUAUAAGGGGAUCAUAUCUCCCAUCUUAUUGGAAACACCGAAAAGAGCUAUAAAAUUUGCUUCGAACGAUUUCUUUCAACAAUUUUAUAAAAAAAAUUUCAAUGUCAACAAUGUAAACCAAUCAAUAUCUAUCCUUGCAGGUGCAUCAGCUGGUGCAAUGGAAUCAUUUUUGGUGACACCCUUUGAUUUAGUCAAAAUCAGAUUACAAAAUUCUAAAGAACUUCAAACUUCGUUUCUUAAAUGUUUUAAGAGUAUUAUAAAAGAAUAUGGGAUCAGGGGAGUUAUGCUUGGUUGGGAACCAACAGUAUGGAGACAUCUGGUUUGGAAUGCAGGCUAUUUUGGUAUAAUUUUUCAUAUUAAAACAUUCCUCGAUAAUCAUUUCCCGGAUUCUUCAAAAGUAGGGAAAAAUUUAGUGGCAGGAUCUUUAGGUGGGUGUUUGAGUUGUUUCUUAAGUGUUCCAUUUGAUGUAGUCAAAUCAAGGGUUCAAAAUGGAGAUACUGAUGCAUUGAAGAAAUAUCGCGGGGCAUGGAAAGCAGUCAAUGUGAUUAGAAUCGAGGAAGGGCUUCCCUCCUUAUAUAAAGGGAUAGUACCUAUUAUCUGUAGGAUGGGGCCUAGUGGUGCCUACUUGUAUGUGACAUUUACAACUUUAAUAGAGUUUUUCCAAAAUAAUAUUAUCCUUAGGUGA
This is a messenger RNA of Arxiozyma heterogenica, 894 nucleotides long. RefSeq lists its product as uncharacterized. The record is from RefSeq and is a predicted model, not a curated record. NCBI's taxonomy places the organism in Eukaryota, Fungi, Ascomycota, Saccharomycetes, Saccharomycetales, Saccharomycetaceae. Gene Ontology annotation, biological process: transmembrane transport. The transcript has a single exon. The coding region runs from base 1 to 894 and encodes 297 amino acids.